Molecule: messenger RNA, 2809 nt
Organism: Physella acuta
Lineage: Eukaryota; Metazoa; Mollusca; Gastropoda; Physidae
Product: putative ankyrin repeat protein RF_0381
Molecular function (GO): protein binding
Source: RefSeq, a predicted model, not a curated record
GCUGUCUUCUGCAAGCCGGUGCGAAAGUUAAUGUGCCGAACAUAUUUGGACUUUUACCAAUUGUGGAUAUUAUGAAGUUUGGAAGUCUAGAACUUCUGAAACUACUUAUAGACCAUGGCGCUGAUGUAAAUGCUCUCGAUACAGAGAAGAAUCCAGUCUUAUCGUUAGCUUUAAACAACAAGAGUAAAGAGAUCGCAAGUCUUCUAGUGCAGAAAGGUGCAGACGUUAAUGUUAGCUCCAACGAUCAUGUGCCGUGUUUGUUAGAGGCAAUAAAGCUAGGGGAUGUUGAAAUAAUUAAAAGCAUUACGCAGAAAGGAGCGGACUUAAAACAAACAGAUGCCGACGGCAAUACAUGUCUGCAUAUUGCCGUCUACAUUGCACAAGAUCAGGGUGCUGCUCAGAGUCCACUUCCGAUAUCUUCACUUUUUCAAGAUAGACAGUCUACUGUGUCUUUACAAAACCACCAGUAUAUUAUGAAACAUAUGAAUGAUAGACUAAGCACUGAAGUUUUACAGCUUCUUUUAGAUAACAAAGCUGAUGUAAAUCUCGCAAACAACAAGGGAAGAACUGUUUUACAUUACUGUGUUAAAACUAGACGUCUCGAACAGGUAAAAUUGUUGCUUGAAGCUGGAGCUGAUGUUAACAUACAGAACUCGGAUCAUAAAACGCCCGUACAUAUAGCAGCCCACUUGUUUUGUUGUACAGACACACAGACCGACUUAAACAUCUCAGUGGAGGCGGAAAUUUUACAAGCACUCCUUGUUCCUGCAGCUAAAGUUAACAUUGCAGACAAAUCUGGUAACACAGUUCUACAUUAUGUAGUUCUGCAAGAAAAUUUAGAUAUCGUUCACAGAUUACUUGAUGCCGGUGCUGAUGUAAGAAUGCGGAAUAAUUUCGGCGAAACAGUUUUGCAUUUUACAGCAAGAUAUCAGUGUAAUAAAAUUAUGACUAUUAUUUUGAAUAUGCCACACAUAUCAGAUGUAAUUGAUGUUAAAGAUGGGCGAUUAGAAUCACUGCCAUCCAAACGUCGUAAGUUAAAUUCUUACCGACAAAGUAAUAUACAUAUUUUGGAUACCAACUUUACUUCUGUGGAAGAUUACUUAAUCCAAAGUACUGGCAAAACGGCUUUAAUGCUUGCAUUAGAGAAUGGACGUGAAGAUAUGGCUUUCAAAUUGUUGUCCUGUGGUGCUAGUGUCGAUGUAAACAAUGAUAAUGGAUACACUGCUUUACACUUCGCAGUAUUUAAAUCUAGCAUUGAAAUAGUGCGGCAUUUAAUACAAGCUGGAUGUAAUGUUAAUGAUCAGAGUCACGAUGGAGACACGCCCUUAAUGUUAGCCAGAAAUAAAGACAUUCUAAACAUUUUGAUAGAUGCAGGCGCGGAAAUAAAUUCGAAAAACCAUUGUGGCAUAAAAGCCUUACAUACAGCUAUAUGUAGAGGAGAUGUAGAAUCUGUUGAUAUUUUAAUUAGUAAAGGAUCAGUAAUAAACGAAGCUACUCCUGAACUGUUGCCGCCGUUAACUCUCGCAGCAUGUCUUAAAGAAAUAAAGAUUAUUAAACGUUUAUUAAAAGCUGGAGCCGAUGUCAAUAAAUUAUCAUCUACAGGAAUCUCACCUGUAAUGGCCGCGUCAACUAAUGUUACAGAUAUUGAAAUGGCAUCUGGUAUACGAGUUAAUUCUUCGGUAUUUGAAAUCCUCUAUAAUUAUGGCGCUAAUUUCAAUCUAACCGACAAUAAAGGUCAGACAGCGCUAAUUUAUCUAAUUAAACAUGAAAUUUUUCUAGAAAAGUUCCUAAAAUACUUCAUAUGGUAUGGUGCCGACCUUGAAAUUAAUGACCGAGAUGAAAGGUCAGCUUUAACCCACUGCGUAUUGCAAGAGUGCGAUUACCAGAGGGUUACCUAUUCAGAAAUGUUGCUUCAAGCAGGAGUGAAUCCGUUGGUAGGUGUAAAUUAUCGGCAUUUGCUCUCUAAACAUGAACUAGGGGGCGUAAAACAACAGGUUUGGCUUUUGAAGGCAGAGGAGUAUAGGCCAACAUAUGAAAUUAUUAUCCGGUUUGGUCAUUUCAAUUUUCUUCGUAUGUUGAUAUACAACGGAGUAGUAUUAAAACCGUCUUCGCCGAAUCAAAACACGCCUAAGUUAACUGCCCUAAUGUUAUCUAUUCAUCUUGAAAAAGUGGACUUAUUGAAGUUUCUUAUAGCUACAUCAUAUAUGACCCUCGAUGAUUUGAAAAAUUUGAGUGAGUUGAGCAAAAUCAAUUUGAAGGACCGCCGCUUUGGCACCAAUAAUCAAUGGCCGUUGAAUGCUGACAUUUUUAAAAUUGUCAAAUCAGCUAUGUCUCAACCCUGGUCACUGUUCAAACUUGCUUUAAUAACAUUUUCAACAACGUUGGGAGAAAGUCCAGAUCGAAAUGAAAGACUCUCACAGAUACAUUUACCGCCUAAACUCAAAAGUAUUUUGACGUUCCAAACUCCAAUAGCAAAACUCCCUGUCAGUGAAUGGUCGAAAAUAUCACUGUUUUGACACGGUUGUUUUUUAACCUGUGCCAUAACCCUACACAAUGAUCUUCUCUUUAGUGUAGUUGAAUAGUAAACAUGCUAGGAUCGUAAUGCUAGAUACUUUUCUACUAUGCUAUUGCCACUGUGUUGAAUGGCUACGCUGUAAACUUUUCAUACUUCAUUUUUUUUUUACUUAUAGGCCUACUUGUAACAUAUGUUUUUAUCACAAAUACUAAUUGAUAGCCCCAUUAACCGUUAAGCUUUUCAAAUUAUUUUUGUUAGCAGGAUCAAUCAUAAAGAUAUAUUUGAAACAUUGUU